This is a messenger RNA of Stegodyphus dumicola, 3013 nucleotides long. RefSeq names its product Chondroitin polymerizing factor (gene Chpf). Gene Ontology annotation, cellular component: Golgi cisterna membrane. NCBI's taxonomy places the organism in Eukaryota, Metazoa, Arthropoda, Arachnida, Araneae, Eresidae. The record is from RefSeq and is a predicted model, not a curated record. Gene Ontology annotation, molecular function: glucuronosyl-N-acetylgalactosaminyl-proteoglycan 4-beta-N-acetylgalactosaminyltransferase activity.
GCGUUUUUCGCUCUCCCCUUUAAUUGUGUCAAAUACUCAUGUUUGUGUUAGUGUGAUUGUCAUGAUUAGUGUCCGUGUCAUUUCUGCCAAAAUUUGCCUCUUUUACUGAUUGUUCCACAUGCCACUACCGUUACAAUAUGAGAAUCCUAAACAGGGUGAAAUUUUAUUUUUCUCAUCAAACACCUUUAAUAAUUGGUUGCUGUAUAGGUAUAACAUUGUCAUUAAUUUUAAUUCCUGUAUUAGAAGAACACUGUUUCUCUCAUUCCCCGAACGAAAUUAUUUCAGUUAUGCGAUCAGAGCCCUCAGAAAUUCUGCCAGUAACAGUUGACGAAUAUGAACCUGUUCUUAAUCUAAAUAACAAACCGAAGAAAGCAUUACGAGCUGAAAAAAUUCAAGUUCCUCGCGCUAGAUAUUAUUCAACAGAACUGGGCAUCCGAGAAAAGUUAUUUGUUGGUAUAUUAUCGACGCCAGAUUCUAUAUUAACCUUUGGUUCAGCAUUAAAUAGAACCCUAAGUAAACAUGUGAAUAAAAUAGUAUUUUUCCUUGAAGGUGCAGAACUAGAAAUUUCUGAAUCAAAUGUUGGCUCAGUAGUAGGAUUUCCAGAUAAGAGAGAAAUUCUUGCUCCUUUUAAUAUGUUGCAAUAUAUUGCAGAAAAUUUUCUUGAUGAAUAUGAUUUUUUCUUUUUUACUAAAGAUACGACUCAUAUCAGAGGAAAGAAUCUCUUUGAUUUAGUCAGUCAUAUCAGUAUAACACAAAACGUUCAUCUGGGUGAACCAUUAGAUGUUGAUUCAUUGUAUUGUACUUUAGAUGCGGGUAUCUUGCUUUCACAUUCAGUGUUAUCCAGAACUGUCCGAAACUUGGAAUGGUGUAUACAACAUACAUUUUCACAAAGCAACAGUAAUAAUUUUGGAAGAUGUAUUUUGCAUGGCACUGAUCACCCAUGUGUCUCAUCUGUACAAGGUCAAAGUUUUAUAUCUCAUCAUGUAUCAAAAUUUGACAGUUUGGAAUCAUCAAUUCAAAAAUCAUCCUGGCCAAAAGAUCUAAAGUAUGCACUGACUGUUUAUUCAGUUUCAAACCAAGAAGAACAUUUUCUGAUACAUCACUAUUUUUGCCAACAAGAGCUUAUUGACAACCAACAUAAAUUACAAAAAAUACAACUAAAAAUCUCUAAUCUUAGUUCGUUUCUUCCUGUAAAUUUUAGCAAGACAUCUUGGCCAGUGGGAAUAGAGCCUCCUUUCAAACCCCAUGGUCGUUUUGAUGUUUUACCUUGGGUAUAUUUUAAUACAACGCACAAUUUCUUUCCAAAUGAGUUGCAAGUUGUGUCUGAACUUAAAGGCUUAAAUAAGUUAGAAAUCCAGGAUUUGCUUAAAUGUACUGUGCAUUGGGUAAAAGCAAAAUAUAAUGAUAAAUACAUCUACCAGAAGUUGGUAAAUGGUUAUAAGCGAUUUGAUCCUACAAGAGGCACAGAGUACAUCCUUGAUAUGUUUUUCUUAGAAGAUGCAACUGGGCAAGAGAUGUUAAAAAGAAUUGCCGCUGUUAGGCCUCUGAAUGAAGUGGAAAUUAUUCCAGUGCCUUUUGUUACUGAACACACCAGAGUUGUUCUUUUAGUACCUGUCAAAGCUAGUGAGCGGAAUGAAGCACUUAGAUUUCUAGAAGAUUAUGCCAAAGCCUGUAUAGAAAAGCAAGAUAGCACAGUAAUGUUAUUAGUGUUUCUGUAUGGUCCUCAAGAUCCUGGUAAAGGUGAAAAGGAAGAUGUAUUUGGGCCUGUAAAAGAUUUAGUCAACACAUAUGUAAAUAAGUACCGUUCCAACGGUGCUAAAAUUGCAUGGUUUAGUGUCAAAACUAUCGGGAAAAUGCCACCUUAUUUUGCAAUAAUUGAUUUAGUAUCAAGAAAAUUGUCAGCGGAAUCAUUAUUACUGUUAUGCCAUGUUGGCAUGGAGAUACGUCCAGAAUAUAUAAACAGAGUGCGAAUGAACACAAUUCUUAAAACACAAGUAUUUUUUCCCGUUCCUUUCCGUCAGUACCAUCCAGCUUUAGCCUAUAAACAUAUUACCCUUCCAGAUAAUGUUGAAGUGAAGAAAGAUUUGGGUCAUUUUGAUGUCCAAAGUUUUGAACAUGCAAGUUUCUAUCUUGCUGAUUAUUUAGCCAUAAGAAAGGAAAUGGAGAGUAAAAUUUCACUGAUUAAACUGGAUAAAGAUCUCAGAAAUGAAUAUCUUUAUAGCUUGCAUUUUGACUUAUUUGAAAUGUUCCUGCAAUCAAAACUUCAUGUUAUGCGAGCAGUCGAACCUGAUUUAAGGAUAAGGUUUAAAUUUGAUAUGUGUGAUUUAGAAUCAAAUGUUUUAACAUAUCAAGAAUGCUUACAUAAUAGAGAACAAAAUUUGGGAACGAAGUCACAAAUGGCUGCAGCAAUCCUGUCCCAUGCAGAACUUGAUACUAAAGAUGGUUUCCAGUUUAAUGGUAUUUUAUAGGAAUGUUUCUAUCAAAAUAUUAUGCUUCCUUUCUUUUUAAAAAUUUUACAUGUCUGAUUCUUGCCAAAAGAAUAAUUUUAUGUUCUUUCUGCAGAACUGUGCCAAAAAUAUCCAGGUUUUAUCUUAUUAGUCUUAUUCACUAUUUAUGUUGUGCCACUUUUAAAAAACAAUGUUUGUUCCUUCAUUAUGGAAUAUUCACUCAAAGUAUUUUUGAUUUUCUUUCUGUUUUUUAAUUAUAUGAUACAAAUUUCAUCUCUGUUGAAACUGUUUGAAGUUUGUUGUUAUUUAAACUUGGGAUGCAAACUUCUUGAUGAUGUAAAUUUUAAUUUAAAGGGCAGUCAGUAAAAAAAAAAAAAAAAAAAAAAAAAAGGCAUUUUUCACUGCAAAAAAUAGUUCACAGAUUUUUAAAAAAUAUAUAUUUUUAUUAGUUUAAAUCAUAGAAAUAUAAAAGGUUAUAAUGAUUCAUAAAUUUUAUUACUUAAAAACAUGUUUUCACUUGAAAUUUGCCCUCUAAUUUAUUUUUUGGUGUUUGCUAUUAUCCUACU